Molecule: messenger RNA, 2155 nt
Organism: Epinephelus lanceolatus (giant grouper)
Lineage: Eukaryota; Metazoa; Chordata; Actinopteri; Perciformes; Serranidae
Gene: plcxd2
Product: phosphatidylinositol-specific phospholipase C, X domain containing 2
Biological process (GO): lipid metabolic process
Molecular function (GO): phosphoric diester hydrolase activity
Source: RefSeq, a predicted model, not a curated record
CGUUAGCCAGCAGCCGGUCUUCUCAACGGAUGCCCGGUUGAAAACAGCGCAUCGAGACGCGUGCAAUAACCUACUGCAAACCGGGCGAGGACACGGCUCAUACUGGUGGGAGUCGGAAGCGUUUUGAACCGGUGGUACAUGUAGAUUAACUGUGACACUGCAAGAUGAUAAUUUGUAGUUCUUAUCCGAUGGGAGCGCACCGGUAUCCGUCGCCGGGAUUGCAUCUGCACCGGAGAGCGGUUUCCUGAGUGGGGGGGUUGUUGAAAGCCUGUUUGUGGCAUGAAGACCCGACCUGCAGGGAUCGGCAAUGCUAAUGCCGACUGGAUGGGCUCGCUGCCCCCCAAGCUCAGUGCCAUGCCCCUCAAGCACAUUGCAGUGCCAGGGUCUCAUGAUUCUUUCACCUACUGGGUGGAUGUGCAUGCUCCUGUGGGACCCGACCAGAAGGCAUAUGUGAAAUACCUCGCCACCAUGUUCAGCGUCAUAGCUAAGAAAGUCAUGGUGAAGUGGUCCAUGACCCAGAAUCUGACAUUUAAAGAGCAGCUGGAUGCAGGAAUUCGCUACUUUGAUCUCAGGGUCUCCUCCAAACCGGGCGAGGCUGGGAAUGAGAUCUACUUCAUCCACGGCCUGUUUGGCCACAAGGUGUGCGAUGGCUUGCUAGAAAUUAACUCCUUCUUGAGCAGGCACAGGAAAGAGGUAGUGUUUCUAGACUUCAACCACUACUACGCGAUGGGCCCAGAGCAUCAUGUGUACCUCAUCAACAUGCUCCAGGAAGUGUUUGGCAGCAAGCUGUGUCACAACUGUGCAGUGGAGAGCAUCACUCUGGACUACCUCUGGCAGAAGAAACAUCAGGUGAUUGUGUUCUACCAUCAUCCAUCAGCUCAGGGCAUCCCUGUCAUGUGGCCUGGCAACAAGAUCCCUGCUCCCUGGGCGAACACCACCGAACCCGACAAACUCACACAGUUCCUGGAAACUACGCUGAAAGAAAGGGCCAAGCAGGGCUCCUUCCAUGUGUCUCAGGCCAUCCUCACACCCAGGGUUAACACCGUGGCCAAGGGCCUGGUCUGGGGGCUGCGCAACUACCUGGUGGAGAAAAACCUGCCGACCAUCAUUUCCUGGGUUGAGGCUCAGAGGCCAGGGGUGGAUGGGGUAAACAUCAUCACCUCUGACUUUGUGGAGCUCACUGACUUUGCCAACAUAGUCAUCAAACUCAACAACCUGCUGUUGUCUGAACAGGGCCGCAAACCAAGAUGACAUAUGUUUGCACAACAGGACAAAUGUGCGCUGACCCACAGAGUGGUGGAGGUCGCAGGUCAGAGGUCAGAUUCCUCCACCAUUGUUGGAUAAUACUUACGUAAUGCUAUGAAAUAACUUUAAAUAAUAAUGUAUUAUUUUGCUUUGUGACUUUAAUAAGAAUUUUUUUCAUCAGCUAGAAAAUGGCUCUUUCUUUAGCUGACCAAGUUUCUUAGUCUUGCUCAAGGACACACAUAGAUAGAUACUGUGUGAUCCAGGGACCCUUGAAUGGCCCUUGAAUGACAUAAAACCUUUGAACUUUUUGGAAUUUUGAACGUCACUGCUUUGGAUGCAGCCGACUCUCUCAGCCCCCAAUAUCAUGCACACAAAGUCCAAAAGAGGGAAAGAAGCUGGUGCUCAGAUCACAGAGCAUGCCCAGUGGCAUUUUUACCAUCAUCCUGUCAUACCACAGCUCUGGCUUCAUGUCUGGAUUAAUCUUCCUGCGUUUCCUUUUGGGGGAAAUAAUGGAAAUAUACCACACUGGUACUAUCAAAUGGCGGAGCAGCAAGGUCACCAUGACGAAAGAGACUCACAGGAAGCUGUGACCUGGACAAGGAUCAUAUGACUCAGAGAUAUCACUUAUACGGUUCCAAGAUCUUAAACAUUAAAAUAGCUGUCAUUCUUUAAAAUGUUCCGACCACAUCACAGAUUCGUUUUUGCCAAGGGGGAAGCCCUAAUCCGAUAUUACAUGAUUAUUUUGAUUUUUGUUGUAUGUAUAGAUAUUUAAGUUAUGGCUGCAUCAAAACUUCAGGUAUUUUAACCCUUUGAAACCUGAGCAAAUCGGCUUGAUUUCUUUCAAAAAUAUGGGAAGAAGGCAAUGAGCAACGAAAAAAGAAAUGACCCAAAAAAAUUCCCCCGAAAAUUA